Messenger RNA from Macrosteles quadrilineatus (aster leafhopper), 5669 nucleotides. RefSeq names its product NF-kappa-B essential modulator (gene key). Bases 418 to 2358 code for a protein of 646 amino acids. Gene Ontology annotation, molecular function: K63-linked polyubiquitin modification-dependent protein binding; cysteine-type deubiquitinase activity. The record is from RefSeq and is a predicted model, not a curated record. NCBI's taxonomy places the organism in Eukaryota, Metazoa, Arthropoda, Insecta, Hemiptera, Cicadellidae. Gene Ontology annotation, biological process: regulation of canonical NF-kappaB signal transduction; protein deubiquitination. Gene Ontology annotation, cellular component: nucleus; cytoplasm. The transcript has 16 exons.
GCCAGAAUCCAAUCCAGAUCUAUUAUUUUUGUUCUCAGUUCUGUAGUAUUUUUUAGUAGCCUAGAUCUUUUUACAGACAAUUUUGGAGAGUAUCAGAAGUUAUCAAAUAAGCCCAUAUAUUUAUCUAAGUUGUACUUAAUUUCGUGAUGUACCGGUAAUUUGUUAUGCUGUCAGUUCACCAUAAGCGUCGAAUUGUUGCACCAUCAAGACUAGGCUAAUAGGGAUAAGGGAUUGGAGAUUGGAGUUCGCAUAGGCUAUCGCCUUUUAACAAGGCCUACAGUUGGUGAUUAUAUUCAACUUAAGUUCAAAUUAUAGUCACAAAUAAACCUGCUAAAGUUAGUGGAGGAUAAAUACUUAACGAGUUAAGUUUGUUUAGAAGCUCAGAACUAGCAUUCUAGGCCUACCAUUCCAUUAAAAAUGCCCAACAUUUCUGGAGCUAGCCUCAAUGGCAAUGCAGGCAACAGCUCAUUAUUCAACAGUUUAGAUGACGACGAGGAAUCAUUUGUUGUCCUAGAAAGAUCAACUGCAAAUGACGUUAGUUUACUUGCGGAAGUCGCUCCUCGUAUCCAGCCAACAACUCCGCAGAAUGGACCCAGUUGUUCUUUUCCUGCCUUUAUGUCAACAUCAACCAGCACUUACUUGUCCACAGGAAUGAAUACCAGCGCAAUUUCAAAUCAGGUCCAGAUUGAUCCAAUGGCAAUGCCAUUUGACACCACACACAUUUCUGUAAGUGUCGAAGAAAUCGACAAGCGGUUGCAGGAAGUCCUUCAUGAAAAUAUUAACCUGAAGGAAAACCUUUAUCAGACAAAUUUGGCCAUGAAACAGCAGUUGAGCACAGUAAGACUUUUGCAAGACAAGGCCUUGGAAACCCAAAAACAACACCAGGCUAAGUUUGAAGAAACAAAAGCGUUGAUUUUGAAGUUGGGAUCUGAGAAGAGCGAACUGCAAGAAAAAUAUAUAAAGCUCAGCGAGGAACUUAAUAAAGUGAAGGAAGAAAAUAAAGAACUUAGUGAAAAGAACGUUCAACUGAGCGGUGAAGCUACCAGACUUAUGGGAAGAAAUGGAAACCUCAUGAAACUGUCUUCUAUGCAAGAAGAUAUGAUCAUUUCGGCUGAAAGGAAAAUGUCAUUGCAGGCAACAAACAAGGAGACAGAGUUGAGGGAGGUUGUUGAUCAGCUGACACGCAAGUUGGAGGCCGUUGAGAGGGCUCGGCGCCAGCAGGAGUUUGACAUAGACAAGCUGCAGGCUCAGCUGGCGCGGAGUACUCAGGACUUGACUGAGACACAGCGUCGUCUGGCGCACACCGAGCAGGCGUUGGAGACUGCACAGGCUAUUCCUGUCAAAAGCGAGAACUCCCUGCACUACGGCGAGAAACUUACGAAAUAUGAAGGACUGCUGAAACAGUUCAAGUCUUCAAUUCAAGAAGAGCACUCCAGGUUCAACAGUCUAAACAGCUGGUUGACAAUGACUGAUCCUACUGGCAACUCAGCCCAGUUUGAGAUAACAGAGCUGAGACAUCUUUUGGCUGAAGAGCAAGCUCAGAGCGUCUCUAGAAAAGAGAAGUUGUACCAGACAGUGGCAACUAUUCACGAAAUGCUAGGAGACUUUCAGCAGUUAGGAGAAGAACUUGAACGAGUUAGGGCCGACCAUGCCGUCAAGGAGUCACAUGGUCUGGCAUACGACGAGUUGCAAAAGAAAGGGUUCCGAGAGCAGAUUGACUCUCUGACUGCCAAGCUCGUAGAGAGGGAAGAGGCCCUGGCUAUAUCUGAGAGACAUCUGUCGUCUCUGCAGGAGGCUGUGCGGUUGCAGAACGAUGAGAAGAAGGGGGCUUUCACAUUUUUAGGAAUGUUUGAGGGUGCAGAGAUUGCUACUCUCAAGGAACAAGUCAACAACUUGGUCGGUCAAGUCACAGCUAAAGAUGAAGAACUCAAGGCCAAGACUGACGAGAUGGAGGCGCUCAAGACUGAUAUGCAGAAACUUAGGGUUGACUGUGAUACAAUUCCCGUGCUGGAGGAACAGGCCAAGAUCUACCAGGCGGAUUUUGAGGCGGAGAGGAAGUCACGGGAGACCUUAGUGGCUGAGAAGGAACGACUUGUGGAGGACUUGAGGCACUUGCAGCGGAGGAACCAUGAGCUGAUAGACGAGCUGAACAACUCUCGUGGGGAGACUCCUGCGCAGCCCAGCGCUCCAGCUGUGCAGACCAGGGAACCUGAGAGAGAAACACCAUCUCCAGUUGAUCCACAAAAUGAAACAGCGCCACAGAGAUUCUUUUGCCCUAAUCCUGAAUGCAACAAAAUGUUCACCACGAUCGAUCCGCUACAGCAACAUGUCAUCUCUUGUCUCAAACUGGAUGACUAAUUGAACGACAAAUUGGACGACAUAUUUCAGCAAGGCUGUGACGAGCAAACUAAAGAUUUUUUCACCUAUUGGUUCACAAGUGCAACGAUUUACCCGAGGGAUUUUACAGAUUCCUCAGUAGCUUGGAUGGUAACAAAUUAGGUUUAUUACUUUUUGGGUUGGUAAUUAUUUCAAAAUAAUGAAAUUGUUAGAUUGAACCAAUGUUUUCAAAUGAAACACAUCACAGAAUUAGUUCUCAGGUUAAUUUUACAUGUUUAACAAUUUCUUCUAUAGUUUUGUUGUUUUUUACUUUAUUGACCACUGUUAGUUGAAUAUAGUUGUUCUAUAAGAAUUGUUCUUUGAACUUAGGUGUUUGAACCUCUAAAGCCGUUUGAUUGCCUCAUUAGGAACACAAAUUAGAAGACUAUUUAUUUUGAAAAUGGUCUACCUGUCUACCUAACCGUGGAACCUUGAUAACAAGACUAUCGUGGGGAUUAUUUAAUAAGACAUGUUAUCAAGGUGGACUCCUCAUCAAAGUUUGUAGUGACAUGUCAUUAAUGGUCAAAUAAAUUCUAGGGGCAUUAAAAAUUACACUUGUUAUCAAGGUUGAUUUAUUAUCAAGGCACCACUGUACGAGUUUUUAAAUUAAUCAGUUCUUAAGGGGUUAGUUGUAAAUGUAUUUUAAUAUAGAGGCAAUUUUAAAAACCAUCUAACAACUUGAGUUGAUAUCUAAAUUUUACUUUGGAAACAUCUUAGGGUCCCUUGAUCUGUUACCAUCCCUGAAACUAGGGUUGAAAGUUUUUACUAAGUGCAAUAAAAAGCAGUAUCUUCUAAGAGAUUUUAAAUUUUCAGGCAGUUUUAGUAAGUAUUUGGGGAGACUAGUUGAUAUUGUAAUUAAUAUAUUCCUAAAGAAGCAAAAUAUUGUCACUUAAAAAAAAAAUUAAGAAUCGUAUAUUAUUACAAUUAUUUCUUUUCUAUUGGGAUUUGGCAUAUGAGCAUCUAUUUAGAUUUGCUCUUUAGAUAAAUGGUGCUAGGGUUAGAAUUUUAAACAAAGUAUAUAUUUUGUACCUACAAAUUAAAAAAGAAACUAUUUAUGUAGGCAUGUAAUAUUAGAUAACACUUAAUAUUUAGGAUUAUAAUAUGUAAAAUGUGUCUAAUUUUAUCGUUAUAUCACUAUUAUGAUUUUUAACUUUUCACAGAUCAGAAUUUUAAACACUUUAGCCUAUUUUAUGUAAUAUCAAUAUAUUUAUGUAAUUCUGACUUCACCAAUCAAUGUACUGUGCUAUUUAUUGUUUUUACUAAACCAAACACCUAUACUGUAUUUUAAUUAUAUGUCAUCAUCUUGUUAAAUUUGUUGUUCCAUAAUAUUUGUCUAAAAAUAACGUAAAUAAUCAGUUGACUGUGUUUUUAGUAUACUCGAUUUUAAAAUGAAUCUUUGCUUAUUUAAUGAUUUAUUUUAUGAAUGUAGAGUUAAUGACAUGAAAGUGUUAUUACUUACCAAAUCUCUCUGAAGUUUUUAUCUAAAUUCUAAUUGAAUGAUGGCAGGCUGGACCCAGUUUUUAACCAUCAAAAUUUUGUUUAAAAAUAAGCUAUUCUAUUGUAGACUAUAGCUAAAAAAAUUACUCUAUGAAAAGUAGGCCUACAUAAUUAGAUAUUUUAGUGCUUUAUGUAGCAAUUGAAAUAUAAAAAAAACACUAUAUAAGUCAAUAAGUUGAUGACAAACUUGAAUGUUUUAAAGCAAUCAUUAUAUUGUUUCCUGUUCACUUUCUGUGUUUAUUAACUACUUCAAACUACCUCUAGAGAGGUUCACAUUACUUUGAAAUUUUCUCCAAUUCAUUUCUGUUACACUUUACUGAAAAAAAUAUUGACCGAGUCGGAUUAGGGAAUGUACUUUGACGUAGGCCUGAUAAAAAUUGAUUUACGUUCCUAAAAUGCAUUUGCUCUUACAAUGCGUUAGAAAAUCAAUUGUAACAUUUCACUAGCCUUCUACAUUAUUUGUGUUUAUUUUCAAUGGCAAGUAUUUAAGUUUCAGAGUGGCCAAAGAUGGGGAAUUAUGUGUGGAUUUUAAGAUUUCACGGGAAAAACUGAUUUUAGUGCAAUAUUGUUGUUACAUGCAGUAAAUACAAAGGGUGUAACACCCAGCAACAACGUUCUGUAUUUUUGCUUGCACAAAAAACGACUGCUAAACAUUCUGAACAUUGCACGGCAAAUUCGUGAGGUCUCAGUGAAAUUGUGAACAUAUUGUCUGCGGUCAUAGUCAUAGUCAUAGCGGUCAUUAUCCGCUGUCACAGCGAGUGAAAACACCUUCCGCAGUCACUGUGACAUCAUCGUCUCUCACAAUUUCGGCAAAAACCAUCGCUAUGAAAUUGUCAAUUUUUGAUCACUCAUCUUCUCAAAAGUUUACCGCUAUAACAGAAAUAAACGCUCAGCUCAGUUUGACUCCAUUCAAGCUUGGCCUGAUAAACAUUUCUGAUCCGAACUGACUCUUCUGCCCGAAUUUUGGUUCAACCUGAAAAUGUCUGGUUCCCACAGACCCCUAAAGUACACUUGGCGACCGAAAAACGAGGAUAACGGAAAAAUGUGUGCAUUUUUUUGGGGAUCCUAUGGCCACCCUAAAGUCGUCACCUAGCCCAUUUCUGAUACAUCUAGCCUAUUUAUUGUAUUAUCUUGAUACCUCACAAAACUUCCGGGACUAAACGUUUCCAGUUAAUCACUAUGCCUUAAUAGGCCCAAGUUCACGGCUAGGAAAUAUUUCUAUUAUCGAUUUCAACUUUGUUAUUGCUCAUGUGCGAUAUCUUAGCCCUCCCAAAUUUAUACUUUUUUAAACCCAAUAGAAGCUCAAUUUCGAGACUGUUAGUUGUUGACUUUUCUAAAGAGAUUUAUGUGAUUUUAGCCUAGUACCUCGUAUACAUCAUGUGUUAUUUCCUUUUAAUUUUAUAAUUUGUUGUUUAGUCAAAUAAUGUGCCAUUGACUAUUGGAUACUGAAGUUGUAUCAAUAUUCAAAAGAUUACGUAUUCCUUUAAUGCAUUUUCAAGUUAGGAAAAUUUGACUUUAGUGAAAUAAAGCUGAAUAAGGGAUGCAUUUAAACCAGAGUGGCAUAUAUUUGAGUUUGACAAUAGUCGUUGGUUGUGUUGGUAGAAAAAAAUCAUGGCCUAGUAUAAUUUUUAAUAAAUACUGUUGAUUAUCUUGACCUUUACCAGCCUACAUUUUUUUUGGUACUGUAUGUGUUGUGUUUAUGUAACGGUUGGAUUGUUGAUUUAGUCCAUUACCCUUUAUAAACCUCAGAUAUUUUGACUAAUCAAAGUUUUUAUCAUAAAAAACUAUGAAAUAAG